UAUAUAGUCUAUACCCACAAAAAUAUUCCGAUUUAAUAAAGAACCUAUAACCUACAGGUAUAUAUGUAAAAGUAUAAAAACUGCCAGAGAUGGCAGCACUGAACCCCAACAACCAGCAACAACAUGACAAGAGAAUAAUAGGAUUCGAUUGUGUGUUUGUGGAACCUCCACCAGAACGAUUCGUCCAGUCAGACUGUCCAGUUUGUCUCCAGAUCAUUCGAGAGCCCCACCAGGUCACAUGUUGUGGAAAAAAGUUUUGCAAAGCUUGUAUUGAACAUAUCAAAGUAAUUAAAAAGCAGUGCCCAACUUGCAACGAGGAAUUUUCAAGUUUUGCCGAUAAAGGUUUGAAACAAUCACUCUAUGGGUUGAAAGUUCGCUGUGGCCACCAGAAAGACGGGUGUGAGUGGACGAAGGAACUGAGACAGCUUGAUGAGCACCUCAACACAGAUCCACAGCCAGAGAAACAACUCGAUGGAUGUCAGUUUGUCGAGAUCGAUUGCAUCUAUAAUUGUGGAAACCAACGUCAGCGAAGGUACAUUCAAGUCCACCAAAUUAAGGAUUGCCCCAAACGUUCAUUCAGUUGUGAGCACUGUCAUGAUUACAAGUCUACCUAUGAUGAUGUCACCAAUAACCACUGGCCUGUGUGUGGGUCCUUCCCUGUCCCCUGCCCUAACCAGUGUGGUUCAAUUAUCCAACGUCAGAAUAUAGACAGCCAUGUUGCCGAUGAGUGCCCCCUGACCACCAUCAACUGUGACUUCCACCACGUAGGUUGUGCUGUGAAACUCCCUCGGCAAGACAUGCCAGAACACCUGAGAGAAAACCUACUCACACACAUCUCUCUAUUAGCCACCAAUAAUGCCAAGCAACAAGCUGAGAUUACACAACAAAGAGAAGAAAUCACUAAGCAACAUGCUAAGAUUACACAACAAAGAGAAAAUAUCACUAAGCAACAAAAUGACAUUGCUUGUUUAGUUAAAGAGAAUGAACAGCUAAGGAUAAAAAAUGCCAAAUUGGCGCCAUUGCAGCAAAUCCUCACCGUGAACUCUAGACCUCUUGGUGCCCCUGUCCUUACAAUGACCAACUUCCAACAGCACAAGAGAGAUGACGAUAUUUGGAAUUCCCCUCCAGUCUACACCUACCAUCAGGGCUACAAGAUCUGUCUCGAAGUGUACGCUAACGGCAGGAGCACUGGUGAAGGAACACACGUCUCUGUGUCUAUGCACCUCAUGAGAGGAGAGUUUGACGAUUCUUUGAAAUGGCCAUUUCGUGGUGUGAUAUCUAUUAAACUACUGGACCAGGUCAACGGAAAGGAUAAUAAAACAUACACAAACAUCUAUGAUAACAAAGUACCUAACAGGACCUGUGCCAGAGUGAGGGUGGGAGAGAGAUCAGUGGGGCGGGGAUAUUCAAAGUUCAUUGCUCACACUAAACUGGAGCCCAACUAUUUACGAAACGACACCCUUCUCUUCCAAAUACACAAAGUAGAACUGAAGUAGUUACUAAAGAAGUGAUUAAACAAUUAAACGAAAUUAAUGUAAAAUUAAUGUGUAUUGAACUUGGCUGUUCAUUUGUUUGC
Halichondria panicea is the source of this 1576-nucleotide messenger RNA. RefSeq names its product TNF receptor-associated factor 4-like. Gene Ontology annotation, biological process: signal transduction; regulation of apoptotic process. The record is from RefSeq and is a predicted model, not a curated record. The transcript has a single exon. Lineage: Eukaryota; Metazoa; Porifera; Demospongiae; Suberitida; Halichondriidae. Gene Ontology annotation, molecular function: zinc ion binding; protein binding. Bases 90 to 1496 code for a protein of 468 amino acids.